UUUUAUUUUGAAAAAACAUAUUACCGUAAUGUGUAGUUUAUGCGCGCACACGACAAUAUAUCGUGCUGUUUUUCCGUAUUAACCCGAUGGAUCGUUUAUUCGUCUUCUGCUUUCUAUUGAUCAUGGACGGUGUGUUUGGAGCUGAUGUUACAGUUUCAGUGACGAAGGAAGUUUCUGUCACUCUGCCUAUUAAUGCUAGUGAAAUAAAGGGAAAUGAAAUGCUGCAGUGGACGUUUGAAAACACGAAUAUAGCAACUAUUGAUUUGGAAGUGAAAACUAAACAACCAAAAUACCCUGAUGAGAGAUUCACAAACAGACUAAAUCUGGACCGUACGACUGGAUCUCUCACCAUCAGCAACAUCCUAACUGGUGACACAGGAAAAUAUCAGCUGGAGAUCAUGGCCAACAGCGAUGAUGUCUUCAAGACGUUUAAGACAUUCAGUGUUAGUGUCACUGAAGUGGAGUCAGUAUCAGUAAAGAAGGGAGAGUCUGUCUAUCUGGACACCAAAAACAAUACACAGGCAGAUGAUGUGAUAGAAGUGAAGUUUAAAAACACACUCAUAGCUAAAGUGGACAGAAAAAUCAGUCCCAUCUCAGAUCCUGUACUUGAUGAGAGAUUCAAAGACAGACUGCAUGUGGAUUUGUUUGGUUCUCUCAUCAUCAGAAACAUUGAAACUAAUGAGUCUGGAUUUUAUGAUGUGAGCAUCAUUAACAGCCAACACAUCAUUCACAAGAGAUUCACUCUUACUGUCAAUGCCAUUACAGAAUCCAAUCCAAGGUCAAGCUGGGACACCGCUGGUCCAGUAUUAGUGAGCUUGCUGGUGAUAACUGUGAUAGGCCUGGUUUCAUAUAUAAUAUACACCAAGAUACAAGCAAGGAAAAAUGAAAUGAGUGGCUUAUGAAGCAGCCCGCCAUGACAGAAUAUGGCAUAUACUAGGACUGCAUGAUUAAUCGGAUGCAAUUAUCAUGCACUAUUCAUCAGUAAAGCUGCAUUAGUAGUAAAUCACCAUCACCUGCUUUCAAAUGGAGCAGCAUUUACUACAAUAUCGCAUUUAUUAUCCGAGGCGAUUCGUCAGCCAUUAUAAAUGUAAUAUUGUCUAGCUUCUGAUUUACAGCUCUGUAAGUAAAUGCUCCUCCAUCUGAGAGCAGAUGAUGAUGAUUUACUACUUAUCAAGGAAUUGGCUUUACUGACUAGAUACGAUCCCCGCUAUUCUUACAUGUUGCGAUUGUUAUAUUGGAUUUAUUGGGUUUUGUAGUUUAAGGUUCUGCUUGUUUCCAGAUUCCCGUCACAAAUUUUUCUUUGUUAGUGCUUUGUCUCCACAUUACAAUAAACUUGUGUUUAUACAAUGCUAUGUCAGGUGAUAAGACCGAAAUCUAGAAAUACUCAGGCAUUACUCUCAUCUUCAAAUGAGGCGACAAUUUAAGUUUAUACUAUUCAACCUUAAGUUGCGUUUUCUCCAUUCUAACUUUAACUCAUUUCAACUUAAAGGGGACAUAUUAUGAGAUUUUUUUAAGUGUGUAAGCAUCAAUCUCCAAUUUCAGUCUUAUCCUGAAUGUAUAUUUAUGGUGUCAAGGUAUAAUGUACUUGUAAUAAUAAUUUUUCACAAGCUCACAAUAUGUCACAAUUAGCAAUUUAUUUUACCAGGCAGAUUUAAGCUUCAAACAUCAAUUAAAUAAUGCAAAACAGGAUAUGAUACAGAACUAUUUAAAUUGAUUAACAUGUUGCAAAAGUUACAAAGUCAUACCUGGCAAUAAACACACAGAGACGUGUCUGUCUCAUCACAAUUAACUUGAUUCUUGGAUGCAUAAAAAUUGUGUAUAUUUUGUUACAAAACAUUGGGGUGUGUAACUGAUAACUGAUGGAAUUUCUAGUUUGUGUUAAUUGGCUUAUACAGGCUAUGUUAAAACGUCAUAAGCAUCCCCCUUGACUCUCCUUGUCCUGCUCUUCCAUGGGGGGCACGAUCAGGAUUUUGAAAAGUUGGGGGACAUGCCCCCCUUGUCCCCAGUGAAAAAUUAUUCCCCGAACAAUACUGUAUGUUUAACUGUUUAGUAUAUCACUGUUAUGUUUUUUUUGCCUGUCUAGACUCUAGACUAUUGCAAUUCUCUCUAUGCUGGUUUUCUUAGUUUUCCAUUGCUUGUCUUUAGUUAGUCCAGAAUAACUUCUAAACUUUUAACAAUAUGAACAUGUUACUCCCCUACUGCGCUCACUGCACUGGCUCCCUAUUAAACAUAGGAUUCACUUUAGGAUCUUACUAUUUGUGUUUAAUGCAUUCAACAAUUCAGCCUCCCAAUAUCUGUCUGAACUAUUGUUCCCAUACACCCCCUCAAGAGCUUUAAGAUCUUGUAAUCAUGGGCUACUUAUAGUUUAGAAGUCUUGGGUUAAAAUUUGCAGUGACCGUGCCUUUGCCACUAUUGGUCCAAAACUCUGGAAGUCUUCCAAUUCAACGUAAAAUCUGUGCCUUCCCUUUCAACUUUUAAAAUUAAACGCACAUUUUUCUCUUUGGUUUUUUAUGUUCUUUAACGGUCUCUUAUAUUCGUAUUUUUCUUACUUAUAUUUUAUCUUUUAUUAUUCUGUAAUUUUUGUAUUUUUUAUUUUAUUAGCUGUGUUUUAUUUUCCUUUUUUGCUGUUAUUGUACAGCACUUUGGUUUACUCAGGUGGUUUUAAAAUGUGCUUUACUAUAUAAAUAAAGAUUGAUUGAUUGA
This is a messenger RNA of Misgurnus anguillicaudatus (oriental weatherfish), 2703 nucleotides long. The record is from RefSeq and is a predicted model, not a curated record. NCBI's taxonomy places the organism in Eukaryota, Metazoa, Chordata, Actinopteri, Cypriniformes, Cobitidae.